Molecule: messenger RNA, 2335 nt
Organism: Sardina pilchardus (European sardine)
Lineage: Eukaryota; Metazoa; Chordata; Actinopteri; Clupeiformes; Clupeidae
Gene: rap1b
Product: RAP1B, member of RAS oncogene family
Exons: 8
Coding region: 109-663 (184 amino acids)
Biological process (GO): cellular response to cAMP; negative regulation of synaptic vesicle exocytosis; Rap protein signal transduction
Cellular component (GO): plasma membrane
Molecular function (GO): GTP binding; GTPase activity; GDP binding
Source: RefSeq, a predicted model, not a curated record
CGUCAUGCAAAACUCAAAACCUCACCCUGACGAGCGAACCAGCAUAGGGAGAGGCACAGCCAGAUUGGAGCAGCAGAGGAUAACUGUUGACAGUGGACACAGUGCAGGAUGCGUGAAUACAAGUUAGUAGUCCUUGGCUCAGGAGGCGUGGGCAAGUCUGCUUUGACGGUGCAGUUCGUUCAAGGCAUCUUCGUGGAGAAGUAUGACCCCACAAUAGAAGACUCGUACAGAAAGCAAGUGGAGGUGGAUGGGCAGCAGUGCAUGCUCGAGAUCCUGGACACUGCAGGGACGGAACAAUUCACAGCCAUGAGGGAUCUGUACAUGAAGAAUGGGCAGGGCUUUGCGCUAGUAUACUCCAUAACAGCACAGUCUACGUUCAACGACCUGCAGGACCUCAGAGAACAGAUCUUACGAGUCAAAGACACCGACGAUGUGCCGAUGAUCUUGGUGGGGAACAAGUGUGACCUGGAGGACGAGCGCGUGGUGGGGAAGGAGCAGGGACAGAACCUGGCCCGCCAGUGGAACAGCUGCGCCUUCCUCGAGUCCUCCGCCAAGUCCAAGAUUAACGUCAACGAGAUCUUCUAUGACCUGGUUCGGCAAAUCAACAGGAAAACCCCAGUGCCCGGGAAGGCGCGCAAAAAGUCCAACUGCCAGUUGCUCUAAUACACAGCUGUCCCGCCGCUCUGAGCCAGGUCUGAUUUGCUGCUGUCUAGCAGUGCCAGCAUUCCGACGUUACUAAAAAAAGCCCCUAACAUCUGAUGGACUCUCCAGUGUGCCGAUGCCCCUUUAACCAACCAACCAACCAAGAACCAACCAAGAACCAACAACGCAACGGACUCAAAACUACAGAUCCAUGUCAGUUUUUGCACAUAGACAAACACCAUCCCUUUCCAGUAUCGCGCGAGAGAUUUUUACUUAUAAAUAUAUAUAUUCUAACUGUAUGCAACUGAAAUGAGGAAAACAAAACAAUUAUGUGGAUACCUAAAUAAGUCAUGAAAUAGGUUAAUUAAAAAAAUGAAUUCAAACAAUCGAGAUCCAACAACAGUGUUACUGCUCAAUACAGACAAGCCGUUGCCUAUGAUUUAAGAGAACGCAAACGGUGUCUUAACCAGACUCUGCACGUUGCCAUGGCAAGUACAAUGAUGCGAUAGAUCUGAGCACCACUAUUUUAGCCAGAAAAGAGAAUAAGUCCAAAGAGCGCCUAUAUAGCCCAUGUCAUACCGCAAUCUUUGCUCCUUUGGUUUCUUUUUGUAACUUUUUUUGCUGUUGUUUUUUUGUUCCUCAACAUUAUUUUUUUCCUCUUUCUUUCAUUUUGUUAUUUUUUUUAUGUUAUUAGAUUUUGCCUACCAAGAUGCUAUGUUGCAACACCUAUCAAUAUGAGUUUUAUCUUUAAAAAAAAAAAACCUGUGGAUACAACAGUGAUAUAUGUGUAAAAAGUAUAAAAAAUAUAAUAUGAUUUUUUUUUCUGUCACUAUCAUAUUGUCUCUAGCCUAAAGAUGUUGCCUUCAGAUAUGUGUUUUUUUCUUUCUUUCUGAUGAAUCCAACUAAAUAGAAGAAAAAAAAUGAAUCCAUCUUUUACUUCAUGCCUGGGUUUCUUUGUCGUGUUUACGAAGAUGUUUGUACAGUGGGGUUUUUUUCCAAAAGGGAUCGGUCUCUGGGGACUUGGCAUUUCAAUGCAAACAGAGCCAAACAGGGCCUGCCUGCCACAGGCUCUGAUGUCAUCGCAUGGUCCUUCCAGGGCGAGCUCUCAUUGGCUGUUGCAAAAAAAUGGUCCAUUUCCCCCUAGUCUUGGACUCCCACAUCUACAACAGGAAGUAUAUAUUUUAAAACAAGGGUUUUUAAUAGUAAAUGAAAAAAAGAACAAAAUGUCAUCAUGUGACAUCAUUUCCCUUACUUCUGUUGCUAGAUUCUCACUGUACCCCCUCCCCACCCCCCCACCCAUUUGCCUGCUAAUGCAGCUCUUGUAAACUAGGAUAUGAAAACCAAAUACUGGAUCCUGUCAGUAAAGAAAAAAAAACAACUUGCCUGUUAGUGACUGUUUUCACCCUGUGUAAUAUUUGGUUUGACCAGUUUUCCUGUUGGCUGAGUUUCUGUGUGGGGUUAUGUAGUGAUGGUGGGGGAGGGAAUGGGGGAGAACAUGUGUUUUCAGGGCACUGAGGGGGAAUAAAAGAAAUAAAAAAAGAAAAGAAAAAAUAAACUAUCAUGGAGUAAUCAAACUCGUAGGGAAUUGAAGAGAGGACUGCGUCAUCUCAACUCUCCUCUCCUCUCUGUCCUGUUAAAACAAACAUGCUUUUGUUGCUUUGUGUGCAUUAACAAAGGAAAAAAAGAAGAAAAA